UGACGUCAUCACUCAAGGACCGCGGGGCAUCCCGGGACGGGAGGGAGAAACUGGCCCUCCUCGCGGGCUCUCGGGCGCCGUGCGCAUGCGCCUCCCCACUCCGGAAGUGAGUCCAAGGAGGCCGCGUCACCAUAGCAACUGAGGCCUUCUCUGCUGCUUCGAGCCGCCGCUCCACCACCUGAACCUCUUCGAGGUUCAUUUCCUCCCCCUGCCCCGGGGGCCCCCAUCAUCUCACUAAAUGAUCGGGCCAGGGGCCCUUGUGACGUUGGGCUGAGCCGGGAGGGGUCAGGGACUGGGUGGGGAUGGGGCGCGACCACCCCACGGGCCGCUGGCGGGAUGGGUCUUUGCAAGUCCAAGCUGCCCCAGAUGGGCAGGUCCCUGAGGCCCCAGGAGAAGGACAUCCUCAAGUCUCCCCUGAUCGUCUUCGUGAUGGGCGGCCCAGGCUGUGGCAAAGGGACACAGUGUAAGAACAUGGCGACCAAGUAUGGCUUCUGCCACGUGGGGCUGGGCCAGCUGCUGCGGCAGGAGGCCCAGUGUGGCACCCGGCGGGGCCAGAAGAUCCGUGACAUCAUGCUGCAGGGGCUCCUGGUGCCCACGGGUGUCAUUCUAGAUCUGAUCAGCGACAACAUGUUGUCCUGCCCGGAGAGCCGGGGCUUCCUCAUCGACGGCUUCCCCCGGGAGCUGACGCAGGCCAAGGAGUUCGAGCGCAUUGUGGGCCGGGCCCCCAACAUGGUCAUCGUGUUUGACUGUUCCAUGGAGACGAUGGUCCAGAGGGCGCUGCGCCGGGGCCAGGUGGAGCACCGGGCGGAUGACUGUGAGUCGGCCAUCCGCCAGCGCCUGGAGACGCACUACACCCUGUGUGAGCCUGUCCUGACUUUCUACCAGCAGAAGAACCUGCUCCGAAACAUCUUGGCAGAAGAAGCUCCAGAAAACAUUUUUGCCAAGUGCUGCUCUGUCAUCGAAAGCCUGCGGUGAGACGGGAGGGCGCUGGGGUCUCUGCCUUUCCCCUCACCCCAGGACCUGCACAGGCUCAGAAG
This is a messenger RNA of Ceratotherium simum simum (southern white rhinoceros), 1037 nucleotides long. RefSeq names its product adenylate kinase isoenzyme 1. Gene Ontology annotation, molecular function: ATP binding; nucleobase-containing compound kinase activity. Gene Ontology annotation, biological process: nucleobase-containing compound metabolic process. The record is from RefSeq and is a predicted model, not a curated record. NCBI's taxonomy places the organism in Eukaryota, Metazoa, Chordata, Mammalia, Perissodactyla, Rhinocerotidae.